This is a messenger RNA of Triticum aestivum (bread wheat), 953 nucleotides long. RefSeq lists its product as uncharacterized. The record is from RefSeq and is a predicted model, not a curated record. The coding region runs from base 25 to 711 and encodes 228 amino acids. Lineage: Eukaryota; Viridiplantae; Streptophyta; Magnoliopsida; Poales; Poaceae. The transcript has 2 exons. Gene Ontology annotation, molecular function: protein binding.
GUGCAGAAACCGGACGUGGCUGCAAUGCAGCUUCAACUUCUACCCUAUGACGUCCUGCGUGACAUACUGUCACGGUUGUCGAUCAAGGAUGUCGUGAGGAUAAGCACACUUUCUGGUGAAUGGAGACAGCAGCGGAUAUGCCACCCAGAUCUGGUCUUCACCAAAGAUACCUUUGGCAUCAGUACAGACACGAAUACUGACCCAGACCUUGUCACCAAAGACUACUAUGGCAUCAUUAAAGACAUGAAUACUAAACGAGCAUCCUGGGCUGCUAAAUUCAUCGCUAAUGUGGACAGUGUAUUGCGCCCACUGUGUUCUACUCCAACUACCAUGACGCUGGAUAAGUUUGUUGUCAAAUUUGGCCUUCGCAUAAGGCACAAGUAUCACAUUGAUAGAUGGGUUAGAUUUUCCAUUGCGUUAAGGGCCAAGCACAUUGCUUUUGAUUUCACGGUUGAUGUCACUUGUUAUGGCGCUACAUAUGACAAGUACAAGUAUGUUUUCCCGCUGUGCAAUCUCAGUGGCCCAAACGGCUCUUGUGUCACAUCUCUUGAUCUAGGCUACGUAUGGUUAAAGCUGCCCCUCAGUUUCUCUGGUAUCACAAACCUUAGGAACCUCAGACUAAGUACGGUCUCCAUCAGUGAUGAUGAUCUCCAGUGCCUGUUGCUAAGUUGUGCCCUUCUUGAGUGCAUAAACAUAGAGUGGUGCGCCUAGGACAGAAACUGUGCAGGUUGCAGUACCUGCGUGUUCGCCAUUGUGAACUGGACAUGAUAGAGUUGCAUGCUCCAAAUCUUACCAAAUUUGAGUUUGAUGACCAUCCGAUGCAAACUGUGCUCACUCAAUCUUCAAAGUUGUCAGAGGCAAUUUUUGUGUCGAACUUGAGAGUACUCGACGGUUAUGAUGAUGUUCUGGAUUAUAUCUUCACUGAGCUUCCAACUGCGCUUCCUCAUGUGCAC